This is a messenger RNA of Lycium barbarum (goji berry), 2330 nucleotides long. RefSeq names its product type IV inositol polyphosphate 5-phosphatase 9-like. Gene Ontology annotation, biological process: phosphatidylinositol dephosphorylation. The coding region runs from base 123 to 1217 and encodes 364 amino acids. The transcript is spliced from 7 exons. NCBI's taxonomy places the organism in Eukaryota, Viridiplantae, Streptophyta, Magnoliopsida, Solanales, Solanaceae. The record is from RefSeq and is a predicted model, not a curated record. Gene Ontology annotation, molecular function: phosphatidylinositol-4,5-bisphosphate 5-phosphatase activity; phosphatidylinositol-3,4,5-trisphosphate 5-phosphatase activity; inositol-polyphosphate 5-phosphatase activity.
UCUGCUUACAUGAUAAUGUAAAAUUCUUGUUUUCUUUAGUACUCUUCUGCCCUCUGUUCAAGGUCAUGUAGCUAAGUUUAGCAGCAAACACCAUCCAAUAGAGCAGACUGGAUGAUGAGAAUAUGUUAGCUGACUGUGACACAACAUUAGCUCCCUCAGCUGAGCUACCAAAUGUUACGUUAUUUGUUAGCUCGUGGAAUGUUGGAGGCAUUGCACCACCCAACGACUUGAACAUGGAGGACUUGCUCGAUACUCAAAAUGACUUGGCUGAUAUUUAUGUUCUCGGGUUUCAAGAAAUUGUACCUCUGAAUGCUGGAAGCGUUAUAGUGCCAGAGAAUACAAAUUUAUGCAUGCAAUGGAAUUCUCUUAUUGGCAAAGCUCUGAACAAGAUAGCUGUCAACAACAUCACCCUUCAGAAGGCAGAGGAAGAAGAAAGUCAAAAGGUUUACCCACUACAGAAAGGGAGUUCCUUGAAGUUCAAUAUGGAAAACUCAACACAAUUUGAAUGCAUAAUUAGCAAGCAAAUGGUGGGAAUUUUUAUCACCAUAUGGGUGCGAUCUCCACUCCUUCCCUAUAUCAGUCAUACAAGUGUCUCCAGUGUAGGCUGUGGUAUUUUUGGCUACCUUGGAAACAAGGGUUCAGUGUCGGUUAGAUUUUGGUUGCAUGAAACAAGCUUCUGCUUUGUGUGUAGUCAUUUGGCUUCGGGAGGAAAAGAAGGAGAUGAGAGACAGAGAAAUGCCGAUGCCUCCCAAAUACUAUCACGCACAAAAUUUCCUUGUGACUCAUUUCAGUAUUUGCCAAGAAAAAUUCUACAGCACGAUAGGGUGAUUUGGCUAGGCGACCUGAAUUAUAGGAUUUACUUACCGGAAGCCACAACAAGAUCAUUAGUCAACGAAGGGCAGUGGAGCAUCUUACUACAAAAGGAUCAGCUGAAGGCCGAGCUAAGAGAAGGCUGUAUUUUCAAAGGUUGGCAAGAGGAAGAAAUUGAGUUUGCGCCAACAUAUAAAUAUUUUCCAGAUUCUGAUGAAUAUUAUGGCUGCAGUCAGAACAGAAAAAGGGGAAAGAGUCGAGCCCCAGCUUGGUGCGAUCGCAUUAUAUGGUUUGGCAAGGGACUGAAGCAAAGCCAGUAUAAUAGAGGUGAGUUCAGAUUGUCAGACCACAGACCAGUACGGGCAAUUUUCAUGGCAGAGGUCAAGGUUCCAUCACCAUUAUAUUAGAGGACUUGGAAAGCCUUGUUGUACAGUUUUGACCACUUGUGAAGCACUUCUAAAUUUCUAAUAAUGACAAUAGUGAUUAUUGUGUAUGGUAAAUAUACUGAAACACCAGAAGUAUUCAAACAAAAACACCAGCAGAACACAAUAAGUGGAAAAAAAGACAGUGAAAAAAGAAAUUAAGAGCCUAGAAUUUGGGUCCAAAGUGAUGAGGUAAAUUUGGCCACUUGCUGACAUUUCGUGUUAUAGGUUUCUCUUUUGUUGCGAGAGUAAGGGAGAAGCAAGGGGAUGAUGAAUUUUCUGGCUGAUUCAUUUCAAGAUUUCUUUUUGUUGCAAAUAAGAGAAACGAAAAAGAAAGGGAUUGUGGAAAGGUGAGGCAAGCAUAAUUUUGUUGAAGUAUCUUUUAGGAACAUGGAAGCUAUAUUGAUCCAGAAAAGGAAAUACACGGUUCAUAUCAGAAUAGAUGUGGCAACAGAAACUAUAAAAUGCACCGAUCAAAAAAGAAACGACAAAAUGCAUGUAAAUUGUACCUUAACAAAUAAAGUACAAAUGUUUUCACUAGGACAGAGAGUUUGCUAUUUGCACUUUCAUUACACAAUAGCAGAAAGGGAAAGCACAAACUGCUGGUAUUUGUUCUAUUGUUAUAAACAACGGGCAAGUUCAUAAGAUGCAAACCACCCUGCCCCAACCAGCACCAAUUAUAGAAAGACAAGAUUAGUCAACAUUCAGGUCAUUCUAUCAAGCAAAUGUUUAGCAUGAGAAUAAAUACAAACAGAACAACACCCAAGUAGCAUCUGUCCAACUGAACAAGCUUGCUUCACUUCAUCCUUAUUCCUGGGAACACCAUAGCUUUAAUUUUUUGUUGAACUUCCAUCUAGUUCUUUUGUGCUCACAUCACUGUUUGCUCUUUAUUUUAGAUUAUUAUUGUUAGUAGUUGCAAAUAGUAUCAGCUCAAGGGUAUCGUAUGAACUCACCGUGGCAAGAAAAGGCUGUAGAGAUCCAAUGCUAUGCCUGUGUCUGUUGAUUCCACUUAGGUAUUUGAAGUAAAGUUUACUGUUUAUUAGCAAUUGAUUAAUCCUUUUACCACUCAGUUGCCUACUAACACAAAUACAACGAACA